AUGCUUGCCUACGGCCUCAUCAGCAUCAUGCUGUACUGCACUGUCCACGCCCUGGGAGAAUUGGCCGUCCUUUUCCCCAUUUCGGGCGCGUUUGCUGUCUACAAUACCAGGUUCAUCGACCCGGCAUGGGGAUUUGCAAUGGGUUGGAAUUAUGCGUUGAAUUGGUUGGUUAUGCUGCCCCUGGAGCUGACCGCCGCAUCUAUCACGCUCUCGUUCUGGUCCGGCGCGAGGGACGUCAACCCUGCGGCGUGGGUGGUCAUAUUUUACAUUGUCGUUGUGAUGAUUAAUUUCUUCGGCGUCACAGGGGUAAGUCAGGCCGAGUUUAUCUUUUCCAUCAUCAAGGUUCUCGCAUUAAGUAUAGUCGUCGGCUUCUAUAUCUUCGGCAUCAUCAUCGCUACCGGCGGCGUCGGGUCCCAGGGCUACCUAGGUGCGUACUAG
Molecule: messenger RNA, 438 nt
Organism: Cladophialophora psammophila CBS 110553
Lineage: Eukaryota; Fungi; Ascomycota; Eurotiomycetes; Chaetothyriales; Herpotrichiellaceae
Exons: 4
Coding region: 1-438 (145 amino acids)
Biological process (GO): amino acid transmembrane transport
Cellular component (GO): membrane
Molecular function (GO): amino acid transmembrane transporter activity
Source: RefSeq, a predicted model, not a curated record